GCGUGGGGGGUAAGGGGGUUGGGGGGUGACCGGCGACCCACGCCUCUCGUCGACCUUUCUGGAACGUGUCCCUGCCGGGGACCCGGCAAAGACCUUGGGCUCCCGGAGCCUACGGGGAGAGUUGGGGAGUGAGUGUGUGUGCGCGCGCGCACCCCCGGUGCCCGCCCGGUCCAUUCAUCGGAGCCCGCGUCCCCUGGCCUGCCUCGUGCAUCCGGCCCCGCGGCGAUGGAGAACGGCGGCGACACCAGCGGCUACGUGGACGGCGCCGCGCCGGGGCCUCGGGACGCCGCUGGCCGCGCCGGCCGCUGCGCUGCCUUCGUGCGGCGCCAAGCGCUCGUGCUGCUCACCGUGUCCGGGGUGCUGGCGGGCGCCGGGCUGGGCGCGGCGCUGCGCGGGCUGCGGCUGAGCCGCACGCAGGUGGUCUACCUGGCCUUCCCCGGGGAGAUGCUGCUGCGCAUGCUGCGCAUGAUCAUCCUGCCGCUGGUGCUGUGCAGCCUGGUGUCGGGCGCCGCCUCGCUGGACGCCAGCUCCCUGGGGCGCCUGGGUGGCAUCGCCGUCGCCUACUUCGCCCUCACCACGCUCAGCGCCUCGGCCCUAGCCGUGGCCCUGGCGUUCAUCAUCAAGCCGGGCUCGGGAGCGCAGACCCUUCAGUCCAGCGACCUGGGGCUGGACGAGGCUGGACCUCCUCCGGUGCCUAAAGAGACGGUGGACUCUUUCCUCGAUCUGCUCAGAAACCUGUUUCCCUCCAAUCUCGUGGUUGCAACAUUCAAUACGACUGCAACCACUUACAAAAUGCUGAACCACAGUACCAGCUUCGGGAAUGUGACCCAAGAGAAGCUCCCUGUGGUCACCAGCAUCGAAGGGAUGAACAUUUUAGGACUGGUCUUUUUUGCCCUGGUGUUAGGAGUGGCCCUGAAGAAGUUGGGCUCCGAGGGCGAGGAGCUCAUCCGCUUCUUCAGUUCCUUCAAUGAGGCAACAAUGGUGCUGGUGUCCUGGAUCAUGUGGUAUGUGCCAGUGGGCAUCAUGUUCCUGGUUGGCAGUAAAAUUGUGGAAAUGAAGGACAUCGUGGUGCUCGUGACCAGCCUUGGGAAGUACAUCUUGGCGUCGAUGCUGGGGCAUGUCAUCCAUGGGGGGGUCGUUCUGCCGCUUGUCUUUUUUGUCCUGACACGAAAAAACCCAUUCCGGUUCCUGCUGGGCCUGCUCACGCCAUUCGCGACGGCAUUCGCCACCUGCUCCAGCUCAGCCACCCUCCCUUCCAUGAUGAAGUGCAUCGAGGAGAACAACGGCGUGGACAAGAGGAUCAGCCGGUUCAUCCUCCCCAUCGGCGCCACGGUGAACAUGGACGGCGCCGCCAUCUUCCAGUGUGUGGCCGCCGUGUUCAUCGCGCAGCUCAACCACGUGGAGCUGAACGCGGGCCAGAUCUUCACGAUUCUAGUGACCGCCACAGCGUCCAGUGUCGGAGCGGCAGGCGUGCCAGCCGGAGGGGUCCUCACCAUCGCCAUUAUCCUGGAAGCCAUUGGGCUGCCCACCCACGACCUCUCUUUGAUCCUGGCCGUGGACUGGAUUGUGGACCGAACCACCACCGUAGUGAACGUGGAAGGGGACGCCCUGGGAGCGGGCAUCCUCAACCACCUGAACCAGAAGGCGAUGAGGAGAGGGGAGCAGGAGCUGAAGGAGGUGAAGGUGGAGGCCAUUCCCAACUGCAAGUCCGAGGAGGAGACGUCGCCUCUGGUGACCCACCAGAACCCUGCAGGCCCCGUGGCCAGCGCUCCCGAACUGGAAUCCAAGGAGUCGGUGCUGUGAUGGGGCUCAGCCACGGGCUGGCCUGCAGCACCGACGCCCUGCCCUGGCCGCCUGCCUCGGUACUCAGACACGGGCUUGGCCCUCGAGGGCGGUUAGUCCCUCAAGCCUUGCUUUGGCCCAGUCACCAAUCUGAGGAUGAGGCACAGGCACUGGGCUCCCAAGCAAGAACUGGCUAGCAAGGACCAGGACGCUCUUGACAUUGGGCUUGACCCGUGCCUAGGUAUAGCCGUGGGUAUAUGCCAGCACUAUUUAGAAAACACUCUUGGACUGCCAGGCCUGGGGAGAUCAGAGGCUCACAGAGGCCUGUGGGUGAAGCCUGGGAAAAUAGAGGCGUAUUCUUCAUUGCUCCCCGUUGGCGCCACAUCAGGUGCUUUUUGAGCAAACCAGAGGGGUUUGCAGUCAUCUGUCGCGUCUCAUCAACAGUAGUCACUGGAAAGAUUCCAAAAUCCUUAGCCUGAGCAGGAAUGCGCCGAGCUGGGACUCGGGCUUUUAAAGAAUCGUGCCCCAACCAAGUGUGAAUGACUUCUAAGGGACCAGAGUGUGUCAGGCUAGAAAACUCCAGAUGGUGGUUUUCCAUGAGCAGCUCUGAGGUCAAAGAAGGGAAAGGGGGAGUGCCUUAUUUAGGACCAGACACAUCCACACUGUCUCCGUUCCCACCCCGGCCAUGGGACACUUUACCUCUUCCUUCUGAGACUCGGGGCCUUCGUCGGCACUUCCCCUCCAUCUCCUCCUCAUUCGGCGACAGACCCGGGGGGCCCCUUGGUCUGGGAGCUGUGUGGGGUGGCUGCACUCCAGACACAUUGGUUCACCAGUCUACCACCACACUUUCACUAGGCUUUCCAUACAAUGCUGCAGGUCAGCAAAAACACAACCCACGUACACACACACACACACCCCAAACCCACGCAGGGACUGAGUGGGGGUACACCUGUUGCCAAGUCCUCUGGCUUGACCUGAUUUCCACAGGUGCAGAUUCAUUGUCCGCCAGCUCACUGAAGUUUAAAAUGAUCCCCUGCAACGUCACGUGUUCCUCUCCUGACCAGGAGCCCUGGUGUCAGUGUGGCAAGGGAACCAUUUUUCAGCAACAGCCGGGUGGGCUGGUGGUUAUGGCCUGGCAAGUCCCAGGGUCAGUGACACCUGCCUCGUGCCUACCUCAGAGGGACCUGUCAAACUGGUUUGAAAAUGACCAUCUUGCUUUGGGAGGCGGAGUGCUUUUGUAUUGUCCCGGGGGCAGGGUUCUCCCUGGAGGCCGCCUCCCGGUGAGGACUGCCAUCCCCACCUGCUGACAAAACGUUUCUGGGUACCUGGCUGCUGUGACUCGGGCGCUGUCGCCCUGGCAUCCCACACCAGGUCACUGGAGCCCCCAGACCGGCUCCCUGCUUUCUCGGGUGUCCCGGAGACUUCAUGCUGCUCUGACCUGGGGCCUCGUGGGGAAGAGGCACGGCUACCGAGGGAAGCAGCCAUUGAGCGGACCUGGCUUUCUUUAAGAAGCUUUUUUAUUUUUCUAAUUUUUCAUUUUUAUUUUAGAGAGAGAAUUGGCACCCCAGGGCCUCAGCCACUGCAAUGGAACUCCAGACGCUUUGUGCCACCUAGUGGGCAUGUGCGACCUUGCGCCUGCCUCUCCUUCGUGCGUCUGGCUGACGUGGGAUCUGGAGAGUAGAACACGGGUCCUUAGGCUUCGCAGGUGAGCGCCUUAACCGCUGAGCCACCUCCGCAGCCCGGCCCAGCUUCCUUUAAGCCAGCUGAGUCACUGCAGUCUCCUGUGGGGCCAAAGUGACCGGGAAGUGAGGCGUGUGCUCCCUGGCCAGAGCCUGCUGACAGUACUGUCUUAUUUUUACAGGGGAAACAAACUCACUGAUCAAUCACAGACUACAGAUCUGAACAUUGUCUGUUUUUCAGGCUUCAGUAAAUUUUUUUCUUUUUCCUUGUGUGUCUUUGUAGUUUUAGCUCCGGUCCAAGCAAUAUGAGUUUGGGUAAUGGAUAACUAAACUUUGAGCUGCAUGUUUGGCAACCCAGAUUUUCCCGUUUCUGAAGGGAAAUCUCAGUGAGUGCAGGGAUGAGAGCCGAACGGGGAGACCACGGGCUGACCCGACCCCGAAGAGAGGCUUGGUGCCACGAUCCGGAGAAGUGUGCCUACGUGCCCGGGGAGGGGUGGUGCGGGCAGAAGAGAAGGUGCCAGUCUCCCUGCUUGUUGGCCCACAAGGAGGGAAGUGAGUGCAGCAGAGGCGACCGAGGGAAAUUCCACUGCGAUUGUCUGAAACGUCUCCCUGCCAGUUCUCUUUCGAACAUGUCCCAAGUACUGUCCCAUCUCUGGACUUUUGUGUGUGUGUGUGUAAAUGUGAUACUUGCCUUAAAACUGCGCAGUCCUCAAAAGUGAAUACAGUAGCCCUUCUGCUGGUA
Molecule: messenger RNA, 4203 nt
Organism: Jaculus jaculus (lesser Egyptian jerboa)
Lineage: Eukaryota; Metazoa; Chordata; Mammalia; Rodentia; Dipodidae
Gene: Slc1a4
Product: solute carrier family 1 member 4
Exons: 8
Coding region: 226-1803 (525 amino acids)
Biological process (GO): L-glutamate transmembrane transport; L-serine transport
Cellular component (GO): plasma membrane
Molecular function (GO): L-threonine transmembrane transporter activity; symporter activity; L-serine transmembrane transporter activity
Source: RefSeq, a predicted model, not a curated record